Molecule: messenger RNA, 1120 nt
Organism: Oncorhynchus tshawytscha (Chinook salmon)
Lineage: Eukaryota; Metazoa; Chordata; Actinopteri; Salmoniformes; Salmonidae
Product: neuronal vesicle trafficking-associated protein 1
Exons: 5
Coding region: 191-802 (203 amino acids)
Biological process (GO): G protein-coupled dopamine receptor signaling pathway; clathrin coat assembly; endosomal transport
Cellular component (GO): endosome; membrane
Molecular function (GO): clathrin light chain binding
Source: RefSeq, a predicted model, not a curated record
GCGCAUCAUCGAGGCUCCAAUUUCCUCUGGAGGAUGCAACCAGUACCGAAUUACAUGCGCAAUCCUGCCGUGAAUCAGACAUCACCACGGUAACCGAACGGUAUUCACCAUUCUCUGCUUUACCCGUGAACGUCCGCGAGGCAACCCUACCGAUCGUCAUCCUCGCACGCAAUUGGUCAGGCAGGCAGACAUGGUGAAGCUGGGCAGUAACCUGGCUGAUAAGCUGGAUAAAGAACAGUCUAUGGAUGAUGGCUUUGAUAACAUCCCUCUCAUCACCCCUCUGGAGGUGAACCAGCUGCAACAGCCAUACUUAGACAAGGUAAUCGUGAAGACCACAACAGAGUAUCAGCUGCAGCAGAAGAAAAAGAAGAAGCUGUACGUGCCGGGAAUCAAGAAGCUGAAUAUAAAACUGUACAACGAGGUAUCAGAGAAGGUCAAGCUCACAGGUUUGAUCCUCAUCACCCUUGGGUUCCUGGCUUGUCUUGUCCUGCUGAUCAUGUACAAGGCUCUGUGGUACGAUCAACUUACCUGCCCAGAGGGCUUCGUUCUCAAGCACAAGCACUGCACCCCAGCAGCGGUCCUGGAGCCCUGGUACUACACAGAGCAGCAGCAGCAGGAGGACCCAGGCGUGCCCCCCCGCUCCAGCAGUCUCUACACCGCCCUGGGUCACCUCAACCAGGCCAAGAGGACCGCCACCGGCGGCAUCAUCCCCGAGCUGCCCCCGUCACCAUGGUUCCCCGUCAUCAACGCCCUGAAGCAAGUCGAGAGGGCCAAAGAGGAGGCGAGUCGUUCGAAGGAGUGAGGGAUGGAGGGAUUUCCAGAGGGAAAGGGUUUAGGAAGUGGGUGAUCAAGGUAGAAGGGUAUAUGGGGUUUCCAAAAGGAAGAGGGGAUGAAGAUGGGGGGAAAAGUGUUCUUUACUUGGUGGAGUUGACUGUGAGGUAUUGAGGGUAACGCUCCAAAUGUCUGUUUAGGUGGCAGCGAUUGUGACUCAUUUGCAGUAAAAUUAAUCUCCCUAUGACGUUAUCAGUGAAGACCACGACCUUGUGUUAUGUGUGUGCGUGCCUGUGCGAGCGAGAGAGAGAGAGAGAGGUGAGAGAGAGAGAGAGAGAGAGAGUGAGUG